Messenger RNA from Sebastes umbrosus (honeycomb rockfish), 2410 nucleotides. It is a transcript of the gene nradd, whose product is annotated as neurotrophin receptor associated death domain. Lineage: Eukaryota; Metazoa; Chordata; Actinopteri; Perciformes; Sebastidae. Gene Ontology annotation, biological process: Rho protein signal transduction. Gene Ontology annotation, molecular function: nerve growth factor binding; death receptor activity; coreceptor activity. Gene Ontology annotation, cellular component: plasma membrane; cell surface. The record is from RefSeq and is a predicted model, not a curated record.
GAAGCUGCUCGCACUGGGACAUUUUUUUUUCCUGCCUCAUCUGUUGCAAAGCUGUGGGAAGAGGUGGCUGUCCGUGCAUCCUGCCAGCUGAAACAGAAGAAACUUUGUGUUAACUUACACGGUAUCAGCCUGGGAGGAUGCAUUGAAGGAAGCAAAUGGGAGAAUCUGCGGAUUACUGCGCGCUUUGAAGCUGCGUAAAAACACAUCUGAUCUCUACUGGACUAUAUGAGCGAACUUUUCCUGUCUGUCUGCGGAACCAACAAGUUGCUUUGUUUUAGUGUCACGUUUAGAUUUACAGAAGUGGAACUGUUAAUGCCACUUUUUUAUGCGAUUGUUGAGUCUGCAGACUGAAAACUAAGACGCACCAAUCUGUCUGGAAGUCAAAGGAGGACUUUUUGGAGACUGCAGACAUGAGACUGUUUGUCAUCUGCGCGCUUCUGCUGUUAAACGUUACUCUUGGAGAUGCCUGUGCCAGCGGCCAGUUCACUGAAUCGGGCCAGUGUUGCAGUCUGUGUCCCGCUGGCUUCGGAGUGGAGGUGGAGUGUGGGAAAGAGGAUACCAAGUGCACACCAUGCCCACAGGGAAAGUUUUCCAUAUCCGAAGGCCUUGGUCCUUGCCGUCCCUGCGCCAAAUGCCCACCCAGUGUUCCCAUGUUUGCCUCUUGCUCUGCCAUUCAAGACACCCAAUGUGAAUGUGACAACGGCUACUUCUUGAGCGACCACGGCCUGUGUGCCCCGUGCUCCAAAUGCACUCUUGGCCAGGGUGCUCUCCGGGAGUGUGGCCCACAGGGAGACACAAACUGCCAGACCUGUAGCAGGGGAACAUUUUCUGAGGAGCAUAUCAGCACCAAACCCUGCCAGACCUGCACCCAGUGCUCCGACAGCGAGGUGGAGAUCCGACACUGCAUGCCCAACUCUGACACGCUGUGCAUGGAUAAGAAGCUGCACAUUCUGUCUCGUCCUCCUCUGGGUGGGUCUGAUGCUCCUAGCUGGACAGAUGUUGAGGUGGGGGAGACCAGUACUUCCCCUGGUGUGCCCAAGUUUACCCCGCAGGACGAGGGAGGCAACAACAACAUUCUGGCCUAUGUGUCUGUCCUGGCUGCCGUGGUGCUGGGCCUGCUUCUUUAUGUGGCUUAUAAAUGCUGGAGAUCAUGUAAACAGAAGAGGGCUCUUUCUAAGGCCCGAGCAGCUGAGUUGGGAGCGUCUCCAGAGGGAGAAAAGCUCCAAAGUGACAGCGGCGUUUUUCUGGACUCUCACAGCCUACAGGACAACCAGCCCAGCAAAGGUACUAAGAGGGACAGCAAGCAGGACAACCGUCAGUACAUCAACCUACCCCCCCACAGACAGGAAGAGGUGGAGCGCCUCCUGCAGGAGGGAGGAGGUCGGGGGUGGAGGCAGCUGGGCGCAGCGCUGGGCUAUGAGCCUGAACAGCUGGACCUGUUUGGGCACGGAGAGGCUCCCGCUCACACGCUCCUCUCUAACUGGGCCCAGAAAGAAGGCUGCACUCUGGGACCGCUCUGUUCUGCACUGGCCCGCAUUGAGAGGCCCGACGUGGUAACAGCUCUUAACUGCCCAACGCAGGGCGUUUCUUUAGUCUGAAGGCUCCUCAAACGCACGUAUGACACUAACAGACUCAAGUGAAGAACUUUCAUUGAAAUGACAAGGAAGGCACUCUGAUAUCAACACCUCUGUCACUGUCGGAGGCUGUCACUGAUGGUUCUGAUGCUUUGUUGGACACUUUUAAUUCAGUUUUUACGAAGAGAACAAAACAUUUUCUUGUAUCACUUUCCUGUGCCCCAGUUUAUGUCACAUGUUGAUUUUACAUGGAUCCAGCUGCAUGAAAGAAUCAUCAGAAGCAGCUCAUCUGGUCCGGAUCCGAUUUGGAUCCCUUCAUGAAGUGGCUCAUUCGUUCCGGACCCGUUACGGAUCCCUUAUUCCAAAUGGCUCUGGGCAAAACUAGCUACAGAAAUAUCAAAAAUCUAGCUGAACAACAUCUAAAUUGCUCUUUAAGAGCUUGAAUACUUCUUAUAACCAGUCUGACUUUAUUAAUAUUAAUAAAACAUUCAAUUGAUCCAAGACUUGAAAAAAUCUGAACCUAUCCUUUAAGCCACCCUGCGGUUCGCCAGGUAAAUGCUUUUACUGUGAAGCAGCAGAAGUAGAAAAAUUGGGUUAGUAGCAGUAAUUUAACAGCUCUGCUACUGUUGUAAGAGAGCCAGCAGUUAUCAGUGACACUCAUGUCCGAUAAAAUUAGUUACACUGGGGAACAUAAAUGCAUUGUUUCCUGUAAAUCCCAUACGCAAUUUUAUCCGAAGGUGGACUAUGCCUAUAUUGUCCCCUCUCUCUUUCCCCUUUUCCAGUAUAUCUGUCCUGACUAGCUAAUAAAGGCAAAAAGCCAAAUUAUACGGUAAUCU